AUGACUGUUAAAGCUAAGCAGUACCAUCUUUUGUGCCUUCCUGUUCCCACACUCAGUAUCCUCACUGCCUACCAUCGCCAACAGCAAUCCAGCUUAUCGUGCUUUCCCUCAUUUGGUAGUGAGUCUGCAGCGGAUGCCAGACUCAACAGCCCUCGUCAGGCCGGGACCCAACAAUCCAGCUUAUCGUGCUUUCCCUCAUUUGGUAGUGAGUCUGCAGCGGAUGCCAGACUCGACAGCCCUCGUCAGGCCGGGACCCAAGUCCAGUCGGACAUCGGUCUUCCAGGUUCACCAGGCCGCGGACCUGCUAUUGGCGCGGAGACUGCCGCCGAGUCAGAACCUCAGCGUCAUCUAUCGCUCAUCAUGGUGCUGCUCAUCUCCAUGUUCUUCGUACGUUUCACAACGACACCGCCUCGACAGCACAUUCUUCACUCUUGUCCCCCUUACCCACUUCCCACUCCUGCUUUCACUCGCUCAUUGUGCAUUCUGCAGGGCAUCUGCUUGUGCACCUGGCGCCUUGUUCGCGAUGGUAUUUCGGGCGUCUACAUUGCACUCGAGUUCCUCGACGCCAUUCUCAACUUCGGACAAGGCUUUAUCCUCUUCGCUUGCUUUGGUCUCGACACCGACCUCAUCCUGUUGCCCUGCCGGAAGGCGUAUGCUUUUGCUCUUAAUCCAUCCUCUUCUCUAUUUCCACUUUGA
Protopolystoma xenopodis is the source of this 696-nucleotide messenger RNA. The record is from the annotation of a GenBank genome assembly. NCBI's taxonomy places the organism in Eukaryota, Metazoa, Platyhelminthes, Monogenea, Polystomatidea, Polystomatidae.